AGACCGCCUUUCGGGUGGGCGGGGCAAACGCUAGUGCACAACCAAUCACCGAGCCAGCUCCUGGAAGCGCUGGGAAGCGGCCAAUCGGAACUCACCUACUUCCGCCUGGACUGGCGCGCGAGAAUUUGAAUACAGUGGGGAUCCGUGGCUCUGCUGAGGAGAGGUCGCCUGUCCGAGGAGCAGGAGUUCAGUUAAGAAGAUGUCAACUUUAACUCCAAGGAAAAGGAAGCAGCAUUCUUUGAACUGUGAUAACCUAUUAUCAGAAAUUUCAUCAAAGAAAUUAAUUUCGGACUUUACUGAAAAUAUAUUUCCAUCACCUAAUGAAAAGCACAUUUGCCAAAGCAGUGAUAAAAAUGAAGAAAAGAUUCAUUGCUCUCAACAAGGCCAUUUCAUUUCAAGUCCACUCAAAACGACUAAAAAUAGAUUGCCAUCUGCAAAUCAAGGUUCACCAUUUAAAUCUGCUGUGUCUACCAUAUCCUUUUACAACAAAGAUAAGUGGUACCUCAAUCCACUGGAGAGAAAGCUGAUAAAAGAGAGUAGAUCCAUUUGUCUAAAAACUAAUAAUGAAGAUAGAUCAUAUCCCAGUGUGACAGAAAAAAUGCAGGGAAAACCAGCCUGCUCCAAGAAGAUGAACAAAAAACCACAGAAGAGUUUAACUGCUAAGUGUCAACCAGGAUAUAAGUGCAUCAAGCCUGUGUCAAAGAAUUCUAAAAAUUCCAAUCAAAAUCGAGUGGCCUAUAAGCCAGUUGUGGAGAAAGAGAAUAAUUGUUACUCAGCUGAAAAUAAUCUGAAUGCUCCUCGUGUUCUAAGCCAAAAGGUCAAACCACAAGUUACCCUCCAGGGAGGAGCGGCUUUUUUUGUUAGUAGGAAAAAACCCUCUCUGAGAAAAUUGCCCCUGGAAGAUAAGCCAUUACUGGGACUCACCCAAAAGAAUAAAUCAGAAGUUAUUGAAGAGUCUGAUGUGGAAACUGUCAAUGAAAGAAGUUUUGAGACAAGGCAAGUGCCAAAGUGUUUAUUAGUAGAAAAAGAACUGAACACUGAGCUGCUGAGUGAAAGAAGUAAAAAUGAAGAGAAAUUAAUAAAGGAUGCAUCAGAUAGAGUCAUUUCUUCAAGGGAAUGUAAAACCGAUGAAAAUAAGAGUUUUUCUUCAGAGGAGUCUUUCAGUGAGAACAAGGCUGUUUCUCCUGAGACCCUUGUCUAUCCCAUCUUCACCGUGUCUUCAGUCAACACAAAAAGAUCUCUAGUUGAAGAACAGUCUUCUGUGGGAUCCGUCACAUCUACUAACUUCUUGAAACAAAUCAAUAUACAGAAAAAUACUAAUACCAGAGAUGCAAAUAAAGAAACAAAGGACCAGCUCGUCAUUGACGCUGGUCAGAAACACUUUGGAGCCACCAUGUGUAGGUCUUGUGGCAUGAUCUACACUGCUUCCAGCCCCGAGGAUGAGCUGCAGCAUGUUCAGCACCACCACAGAUUCCUGGAGGGAAUCAAAUACGCAGGCUGGAAAAAAGAACGUGUCGUAGCAGAAUUUUGGGAUGGGAAAAUUGUGUUGGUCCUGUCACAUGAUCCGAGUUAUGCUAUCAGAAAGGUCGAAGAUGUCCAAGAACUUGUCGAUUAUGAAUUGGGCUUCCAGCAAGUUGUUCCCAGAUGUCCAAACAAAACCAAAACUUUUCUCUUUAUUUCUGAUGAAAAGAAAGUAGUUGGGUGUUUAAUUGCAGAGCCCAUCAAACAGGCCUUCCGUGUCCUGUCUGAACCAACUGGUCCAGAAUCCCCAAGCUCUAAAGAAUGUCAUAGGGCUUGGCAAUGUUCAGAUGUACCAGAACCUGCAAUCUGUGGGAUAAGUAGAAUCUGGGUCUUCAGACUGAAGAGAAGAAAGCGCAUUGCAAGACGACUGGUAGAUACUCUCAGGAAUUGCUUCAUGUUUGGCUGUUUUCUCAGCACGAAUGAAAUAGCAUUUUCUGACCCAACACCAGAUGGCAAGUUAUUUGCAACCAAGUACUGCAACACCCCUAAUUUCCUUGUAUACAAUUUUAAUACUUAAAGCCAAUUUCAACUAUAGAACAGUUACUAUAUGGAUGAGUUCAGACAGCCCAUUAUCAUAAAAUACAAACUAUUUAACAAAUAUCAAAAUAAAAAUACUAAGACACACACACAUAUACAGAAACCUGCCUCAGUUUUGUUCCUUAUGAAUUGAAAAGUCAGGGGUAAAUUCAUUGAAAAUUAUCUAGGGAUACAAAGAAAGGAAAAGUCUUUGGAUGAUGUAUACUGACUAGCACUCUGAAUCCUUAAUUAUGAAACUUAGUAGCUAUAGCUGGAAAAUACUUGCCUUCUAUGUAAGAACAUUGACAAAGCAAGGUGGUUUUCCACAGAAAUGUGACCACUUAUUUAUAAAGCACACUUUGGGGCCAGAAUUAGCUCAUGCCUGAUCAGAAGCAAAGAGGAAAAUUUAAAGACAAGCAAAUAAUUUCCAUCCCCAUUUUUUAAAAGGUAAUUCCUGAAUUCGUACACAAAAUUCUCACUUUAUAGGCACUUGGCUGUAGCAACUCAGUUUGAGUAUAUUUAAAGUAUUUUGAGUUUCUAAUUUGUACCAGGGAAAGAUGAUAAAGCAUAAGAUUUCCAUAUCCUUUUGUAUAGAACAGAAUUCUAGAGCUUAAUAUUUUUAUCUUUUUAAAAAUCAUUAAUCAAAACACACUUGUCAUCAGAUUUAAUUAAACUUAGUAAUUGCACUAUUGUCAUUUCAUUAAUUUUUGGUGUUUGAAAAUGCUAAUUGUAUUACUUUUCUUUAGUGAACUUACUGCUGGUGAUUGAUGUCUAACAAAAUGGAUACCCAGUUGGAUUAGAUGAUUCAUAUGAUUACAUUUUAAAUGUAUACUAACAGAACCAAGGUUAGUAAAUAAAUAUAUCUAGGCUGAUGGGCCACAGAUCAUGAUGACAUUAUGUAAAUACACCUAAAUAGGCACACAUUUUUCUGGUAUAAUUCUUGGAUACUUACUUUGAAAAGCAAAGAAUUAUUCAGGUUUUUUUUUUUUUAUUCUAAAAAACUCACGUCAUAACUUCUCUCUGGCAAUAAGACUCUAGGGAAGUAGUGUCCAGGUUGUAAUUCUAUGUAGAAUCUGUUCCUCUACAUUCUUUUAUUUGCCUUUAAUGGUUCAAAAAUUUAAAAGCCUGGGUUCCACAAAGACUGUGGAAGUGUUAAAAUGUGUGUAAUUUUACAAACAUUUUAAUGCUAUUUUCUGCACUGCUGUGUUUAAAAAUUGUCUUAAAUAUUUUAUUUUAAAAAAUUUUAUUAACAUUAUUUUGCUCAAUGCCUUUAUGAUGAAUCAAUUAAAGUUCUUUUCA
Molecule: messenger RNA, 3336 nt
Organism: Balaenoptera acutorostrata (minke whale)
Lineage: Eukaryota; Metazoa; Chordata; Mammalia; Artiodactyla; Balaenopteridae
Gene: ESCO2
Product: establishment of sister chromatid cohesion N-acetyltransferase 2
Exons: 11
Coding region: 200-2038 (612 amino acids)
Biological process (GO): mitotic sister chromatid cohesion
Cellular component (GO): chromatin; nucleus
Molecular function (GO): protein-lysine-acetyltransferase activity
Source: RefSeq, a predicted model, not a curated record